GUAUUUAAAUUAGUUGAAAACAAGAUGAGAGCAUCAUUGUUAGUUUGUGUCAUCCUGGCGACGGUGUUCUUCCUCAACGUUUCCGCCAGCAACAGCAGCUCCUCCGAGGAAGGGUUCGACUCUCCAGUUGGUUACGUCCUGACCCGCUCUAAAACUAAAUCUCGCAGAUCCCAGGCCUGUCGGCGAAAUGUCCAAAGGAAUUGCUCAUCCACCACAAAGACCUGCGCUCGCCUGGGAAGAGCGAACAUCUGCCAGGCUUUCAAGAACGACUGUCAGCGUCAACUGAGCAACUGUGGCUCCAAAAAAUUCUAUCGCAAGGUUGACGUGGCCCUCUGUCGUGGAUUGCCCAUCGAUGUCGUGCGUCCCUGCGGAAGUGGUAACAACUGAUCCCAAGCCUGGAAGCUUUAAAAUAACCUUAACAACACUGUUAACUAUUUCUUAAAACAUUACACAAAACCAAUAAUUUAAUGCUUAAACUAAAACGUUACUAAAUGUAAAACCUAAGUAGACAAUGUCAAUUGUUAUCAAUUUCAAAAUUAAAAUGUUUAUGCG
Molecule: messenger RNA, 552 nt
Organism: Drosophila melanogaster (fruit fly)
Lineage: Eukaryota; Metazoa; Arthropoda; Insecta; Diptera; Drosophilidae
Exons: 2
Coding region: 25-387 (120 amino acids)
Source: RefSeq, marked reviewed